UUCUUAAACCACUUGGAACAUGGGAACAGCCGUUUUGAGUCAGGCCAAAGGUCCGUCUAAAUCAGUGUCCUGUCAGUGGCAAUGGCUAAUAGCAGAUUUAGAAAUGAAAUGAAGGGAAUGGGGAACUUCAGCAGAAAGAUGACUUUGGAUUCCCCUAGAGGUGGCAUUUCUCUGUGAUAUCGUUAUUCUCAGUGUUUGGAGUUAGAAGACAACACGGAAAUGUGGUGGUUUCAGCAAGGCCUCUCUUUCUUGCCUGUGGCUUUGGUUGUGUGGUCAGCUGCAUCUUUUAUAUUUUCAUACAUUACUGCAAUCAUCCUACACCAUGUCGACCCUUUGGUACCCUACAUCAGUGAUACAGGGACAAUACCUCCUGAAAGAUGCUUAUUUGGGAUCAUGCUAAAUAUUUCGGCUUUCAUGGGUAUGGCUACCAUGUAUGUCCGUUAUAAGCAAGUUCAUGCUCUGAAUCCAGAAAAAUCCAAGAUCACCAAGCUUAAUGUGAUUGGCCUUACACUAGGACUGAUGAGCUGCUUUGGACUUUGCAUUAUUGCAAAUUUCCAGAAAUGUAUUCUAUACUACAUACAUGUGAUUGGAGCCUGCCUGACAUUUGGAGUAGGGGCUGUGUAUAUGCUGGUUCAGACCAUCCUAUCCUACCUGAUGCAGCCAGAAGCUCACAGCAAAGACAUCUUUUGGAUCCGACUGACAGUGUUACUCUGGUGUGGUUCAAGCAUUGCAAGCAUGUUUAUUUCCUCCGUUGUUUUAUAUAGUGGCCUGUAUGGAACUAAUCUAGUGCAAAAGUUGCACUGGGACCCACAGGAGAAAGGCUACACAGCUCACAUCAUCAGUACUGUCUCAGAGUGGUCCUUAGCAUUCUCCUUUCUCAGCUUUUUCCUCACCUAUAUCCGUGACUUUCAGAAAAUCUCCUUGCGUGCAGUUGUUAGCCUUCAUGGACAAACCCUUUAUAACACGCCACAGAGCUUUAUGACUGACGAACAGACACUGCUGAUAGCAGGGAGCAUCUAAUGAAGUUGAAGAGAACACGUUCUCAACAUAACUCAGGACUUUAGUAGCAAUAACAGUGAUAUUUCUAAGGAUUUAUUUUGUAUAAAAAAUAGGAAGUGAUUGUAUUCAAAUUGACAUAAAUGGCUUUGCUAUUAACCCGCUACCCACUCAGCAAUGCAAAUGUUAAUCAGUAUUGUAAACAAACCUGUAACAUUUCUACACAUGCAAAUGUCAUGAAAAACAUUAAAUGAAGGUAUUAAAAA
Messenger RNA from Struthio camelus australis, 1262 nucleotides. Lineage: Eukaryota; Metazoa; Chordata; Aves; Struthioniformes; Struthionidae. The record is from RefSeq and is a predicted model, not a curated record.